GCCGGCUGAGCCGGGAGCUUUGCACCGCGGAGUUUGAGUUGUGCUUUCGGGGGUCGAGACGAAGAUGACCCGACGGAGGACGAGCGAGCUCGGGCAGAAGCAGGGCCGGGCGUCCGCCUUCUGGGGCCUGAACCUAGCCCUGGCCCUGGCUCUGGCAGGCGUGCCCGGGGUCACUGCCCUGGACAAUGGGCUGGCCCUGACCCCGACCAUGGGCUGGCUGCACUGGGAGCGCUUCACGUGUAACGUGGACUGUGUCGAGGACCCCCAGAACUGCAUCAGUGAACAGCUCUUCAUGCAGAUGGCUGAACUCAUGGUAUCAGAAGGCUGGAAGGAUGCGGGCUACGAGUAUGUCUGUAUCGAUGACUGUUGGUUGGCCGACGAGCGAGAUGAGAAUGGUAGGCUCGUGGCAGACCCCAAGCGCUUCCCUAAUGGAAUCCAUCACCUGGCAAACUUUGUACAUUCUAAGGGACUAAAGCUAGGGAUUUAUCAAGAUGUGGGAAAUUACACCUGUGCUGGAUACCCCGGCAGCUUUGGGUACUAUGAUAUCGAUGCCAAAACCUUUGCUGACUGGGGAGUGGACCUGCUUAAAUUUGACGGAUGUUACGCUAACGACUUCGAAAGUUUGGUAGAAGGCUAUAAGUACAUGUCCUUUGCCCUCAACCAAACUGGCAGGAGCAUUCUGUAUUCCUGUGAGUGGCCUCUGUAUUCAAGGCCCUUCCAGGAGCCCAAUUACACGGAAAUUCGACAGUACUGCAACCACUGGAGGAACUAUGAUGAUAUCUUUGAUUCCUGGAGCAGUGUAAAGAAUAUUCUGUCCUGGACUGCAUCUAAGCAGGAGAACCUUGUUCCUGCUGCUGGACCAGGUGGAUGGAAUGAUCCUGACAUGUUGGUGAUUGGCAACUUUGGACUCAGCUGGGAUCAACAAGUAACUCAAAUGGCACUCUGGGCCAUCAUGGCAGCCCCACUCUUCAUGUCCAAUGACCUCCGCCACAUCAGUCCCCAGUCCAAGGCCCUGCUGCAGAAUAAAGAUGUGAUUGCAAUCAACCAGGAUCCUUUGGGACAGCAAGGCUACCGGCUCAGGAAGGAGGACGACUUUGAAGUGUGGGAAAGGCCCCUGUCAGAUUUAGCCUGGGCUGUGGCUGUGCUAAACCAUAAAGAGCUUGGGGGACCUCGGAAUUAUGCCCUUUCCACUAAUGUUCUGGGUAAGGGGCUAGGGUGUGCCCCUGCCUGCAAUAUCACACAAAUCCUCCCUGUUAAAAAAGAGCUGGGACUUUAUGAAUGGUUAUCUCAAUUCAAGGUUCGAGUAAACCCCACAGGCACUGUUCUAUUGAAGCUACAGCCUUUCAAAUAACCGCCCCAGAGAACUAAACCACCUCCGAAGACUUGAAUGACUCCAAUGACUCCGUUUCCAAUAAUGUCACUUUUGAGGAAUGUUUCCAUUACUGUUUUAGACAAUUUAUAUAAUUUAUGUGAUUUUUUAAAAAUUAUUUUAAGCUCUUGUAUUAUACAUUUCUGAUUUUGGUACAAUUAUGGU
This is a messenger RNA of Dromiciops gliroides (monito del monte), 1534 nucleotides long. It is a transcript of the gene GLA, whose product is annotated as galactosidase alpha. Gene Ontology annotation, molecular function: alpha-galactosidase activity. The transcript is spliced from 7 exons. The record is from RefSeq and is a predicted model, not a curated record. The coding region runs from base 65 to 1351 and encodes 428 amino acids. NCBI's taxonomy places the organism in Eukaryota, Metazoa, Chordata, Mammalia, Microbiotheria, Microbiotheriidae. Gene Ontology annotation, biological process: glycoside catabolic process; oligosaccharide metabolic process; glycosylceramide catabolic process. Gene Ontology annotation, cellular component: cytoplasm.